AUGAUGAUUAUUUAUUCAAUUAACUAAUAUUAAUAAAAUAAUAUUCUUGCUUCAUUGUUUGAUGAUACAAUUGAUAUUUUAGAUGUAAAUUUUAGCGAAAACGUUCUAGAAAGAGGAUUUGCUUUAAGCUAAUCUGAAUAAAUAAAAAUUGAAAAUUGCUAAUUUUCAGAUAACAAAUCAUAAAAUGGGGGUGCUAUUUCUUUUUUAGGAAUUUAGGAGAAAGUUUAAUUUAUUAACUCUUUAUUUAAGAAAAAUUAAGCUGUGAGUAGUGGAGGAGCAUUUUUAUUUGUAGAUAUAGCUAUGAUUGGAGGAGGUUUAAGGAUAAUUAUAAAUAUCACUAAUUUUUUGUAAAUUCCUAAUACUUUCCCUUUUUAUUAAAAUGUAUAUUAAAAUUAAGCAGAAAUUUAUGGAAACGAUGCUACAACUUACCCCUAAUAACUAGUUAUAUAAAAUGCAAAUAAUAAUUACCAAUAAAAUUCAUAUUAAUUUAAAUUUUAUGAAAGCUAAAAUAAUAUUCCAUAAAUGUAUCAACAAGAAUACUCAAGAUAUGUUGAUAUUAAGGAAUUUUAGAGUGGCGGAUAGCUUGAUUUAAGAAUUUAUAUUUUGGAUAAUUAUAAUCGUUAUAUUUCUUUUUAAUUAGAUAAAUUGCUUUAAAGUUAAUAUCCGAUUGAAGUACAGGAAGAAUUAAAAAAUAUUUAGAUCAGCGUAAAUAAUUUAAACAUAGAAGCAACCUAAUUAAUAGGUGAAAGAAUAAUUGAUUAUAACUAAUAUAAUUCUAGUGGAUUAGUAUUUGAGUUAACAGGGCUAAAAUGCUAGCUAGGAGAAAUUAUUUAAUAAAUUACUAAGAAGAUAGUAAUAUGUAAGUAUUGUUCUGAAACUACUUACUCAUUAAAUGAUCCAGAAGCUUUAUACGAUUAAAGUUUAAAAUAUGGAAUUAAAAAUUAAUGUAACAAUUGUCCUUCUUCUGCUUUAUAGUGCUAUGGAUAAUUUAUUAUGCUUAAAAAUGGUUAUUGGAGAUCAAAUAAUUUGACUGAUGAAAUAGUUGCAUGCGAUAUUUAAAUAGAUUCUUGCUAAGCUGAAAAUCCUAAUAAUAUUGACUAUUGUUCUGUUGGAUAUUUAGGCCCUCUAUGUUAAUAAUGUGAUACAACAGGAGCAAUAUGGAAAGGAACUCGCUAUCAAGAAUCAAUGAUUUAAGGAGUUUGCAAAGAAUGCGCUAAAUUAGGUCAUAUCAUUAUCAUGUGA
Molecule: messenger RNA, 1242 nt
Organism: Tetrahymena thermophila SB210
Lineage: Eukaryota; Ciliophora; Oligohymenophorea; Hymenostomatida; Tetrahymenidae
Product: transmembrane protein, putative
Exons: 5
Source: RefSeq, a predicted model, not a curated record